Neopelma chrysocephalum (saffron-crested tyrant-manakin) is the source of this 1853-nucleotide messenger RNA. It is a transcript of the gene CCDC152, whose product is annotated as coiled-coil domain containing 152. Lineage: Eukaryota; Metazoa; Chordata; Aves; Passeriformes; Pipridae. The record is from RefSeq and is a predicted model, not a curated record. The transcript has 10 exons. The coding region runs from base 165 to 1064 and encodes 299 amino acids.
GCAGUGGUACGCUCCGCCGGCGGGGCCGUGUUCCCGCCUUCGGGGGAGCGCGCGGGUUCCCUCAGGUGCCUGUGAGGCCACGGGGGAUUGUGGGGAUCCGGAAAACGAUGGGAAUGUUUGAAACGCCUCUUAUUGAAUAGUAACUAUAUUUAGUUGAGAAAAAAAUGAAUCACAGUGAUGAAGAAACUAUGAAAAAAAACAGUGUGGUGAACCUUGAUAAACUUUUAGAUGACUUCUCAGAGAUAGAAAAGAAAAUAUCAGAAAUUAAUGAAGCAAAUAACCUACUGAUUCAUCAGCUGGAAAAAUGUAACAGGUUGCUAACAUUAAGCCAAUCAAAGGAGGAAUCAGUAAAAGAAGAACCAACUCAGCCAGUUCCUGAAAGUUUCUUUUUAAGAGUUGGCCCAAAGGCAACAGAAAUUGCUUACAGCAGAGGAGCAGAAAGAAAGAGUGCUGUGGAAGGAAAGACUGUGGUUCCACCUAUCCUGAAGGAAUGCACUACUCUACAGAAUGUGAUAAGUGGUCUAACACAAACCAUUGAAAACCAGUGUAAUGUCAAAGAUGAAAAUGAUAGACUGAAGGAUACCAUUCACACCUUGGAAGAUAAAUUAAAGGCUUGUGAAGAGGAAUAUAAAGAUCAGAUUGAGAAACUCAUGACAGAAAUUAAAAACAAAGAGGAAGACCACAAAUUAGAAAUAACACAGUUGAAUUGCAAUAUAAGGAAAAAAUUUGAAGUAAAAGAAAUGGAGUAUAGAGAAGAGAGAGAGAAAAAAGAACUGGAAAUACUAGAGCUAACUAGACAGCUGAAAAUUCAAAAUGAAGAGAAGCAAAAUGAAAUAAUUAAACUGCAGAUAGAGUUCAAUGCUAAAUUAGCAAGAGCUCAGGAUAAAACCACCAAGUCAUUUUCAGAUGCUUCUGUCUUGCCACAAAGUAUCUAUCGAAGGAAGCUGCAGCAUCUCCAGGAGGAGAAAAACAAGGAAAUUGAAUUUCUCCGAAACACCAUAAGAGACUUAGAACAACGUCUUCAUAAAGGUCAAGACUUGCACUUAAAACGGAAGCGAUUUUGAGUAAAUAACAUGAAGUAUUUUAGUAGUACAUACAAUGCAAAAUACAGAUAGUGUAUUUCAAACUGUGCAUCUCAAAAUCAAAACAACAUAUGAAGAUAGUAUUUUUUAUUGAAAACACUCUUGUCAAAUAUUCCAAAGGCAUGCACUCUGUGUAUAUGCAGGGCUACAUUCUUGCUAAUCAGCAUUCACAAUAAAAAGACUCAGAUUUUGUAGGAGUAAUAAUUUUCCUAUCAAAUCAUCAUUAAUUAUGGUGUAUGCUUUCAGAGCAGUUUUCCUUUCAUAAAUAUUAUUUUCUUCAUCCAGAAACAACUGGUUUUACUUCCAUUCAGUUAAUCAAACAUUAGAAAUGCUAAGCUACAGACAGAGAAAUUAUACAAGUUUCAGUGGUAUGUUAUAUUACUAAUUGAUACAGAUUUAUCAAAUUCAGCACUGUUAUAAACAAAGAUAAACAUUAUACUAAGAUUAAACUCAUUUUAUCCCUCCCUCUUAUUGAUCCUGACACUGAUUCUGCAUGAAGAGCUGUUAACACUGCUUCUCGCUUCAGGCAUGAUCUUAGUGAUUUAGUAGGAUUAUGUAUUAAUGGAUCCUUUUAUUGUAUCUAAGCAACAAAAGUUAAGCAUAUAAAUCUGUUACUUUAAAAUAAUGCAGUUACUGUUUGUAUAUUACAUUUUCAACAAAAAGUUAUUUUGUCACAUUGCUUAGGAGUAAGUUUUUUGUGUACAUAGUUUGUAUCCCCAGGUUAGGAAAAAAAACUAACUCAACUUUUGAAUAAAAAGUGAUUAAACUAUC